CGAGCGCACAACUUACCAGCACAACCAGCCCUAACGAAACCCAACGAGCAAUGCAGUGAACCCCCGGGCGAGCAACGCAAUAAACCCUCACCGUUCUAUCCAAAACACCUUCAAGACCGAUUACCACGCUCUCCGACAUAAUGGCCGAAGACAGCUCCGCAGCAUGGCCGCAGGCAGAUCAGGCUCUCUCGCAAGAGAUCCUCGAUCUCGUGCAACAAGCCACCCACUACAAGCAACUACGCAAGGGGGCCAACGAAGCGACCAAGACGUUGAAUCGCGGUAUCAGUGAGAUCAUUAUCCUUGCGGCCGAUACCAGCCCCCUGGCUAUCUUGCUUCACUUGCCUCUGCUCUGUGAGGACAAAAAUGUCCCGUACGUCUACGUUCCCUCCAAGAUUGCUUUGGGACGCGCCUGUGGAGUUGCACGUAGUGUGAUUGCAGUGAGCAUCACAACCAAUGAAGCUUCAGAUCUCAUGGGCCAGAUCCGCACUCUCAAGGACAAGGUUGAAAGGCUCCAGAUCUAGGCAUCGUAAUAGACAAUCUCACUUUCUGGAUGGAUCGCCAGCUGGGCCUUUGAACAGUUACAAGGUCUACGGAAUGCAAAUGGAACCAGGACUCGGCAUGGAAUACUGUCAAGCAUCUCUGUACGUAGACUGAGAAUGAUAUGCUGAGCACCUGUCGGCAUAGACUCUAUCAAAAUUGAACAUACCCGGUAG
Messenger RNA from Cucurbitaria berberidis CBS 394.84, 713 nucleotides. Its product is annotated as L30e-like protein. The record is from RefSeq and is a predicted model, not a curated record. Gene Ontology annotation, biological process: maturation of SSU-rRNA; mRNA splicing, via spliceosome; ribosome biogenesis. Gene Ontology annotation, cellular component: box C/D methylation guide snoRNP complex; precatalytic spliceosome; nucleolus. The transcript is spliced from 11 exons. Gene Ontology annotation, molecular function: RNA binding. The coding region runs from base 141 to 521 and encodes 126 amino acids. NCBI's taxonomy places the organism in Eukaryota, Fungi, Ascomycota, Dothideomycetes, Pleosporales, Cucurbitariaceae.